AUGUAUGUCAGGUCAGCUACCAGUGCCCGACAAUGUCGUAACGAGACACAAAUGUGCGGCGGUUUUGCCGGUUUCCAGUGCUGUCCGGGACUAGACUGCUUCAGGAAACCAUUGAUGCGUCGGGUGGCCGAUGGAUCGGGUAGUUGUCAAAAAACAGUAUUACCACAGGAUGAUCACUGUUUAAAACGUAUGUCUAUGUGCGAUGAGGAGGUGCCCAACCAGUGUUGUCAGGGAUUACGUUGCGUUGAGUUUGAUAUCGAUGCUACCGGUGCCCGACUAUGUCGUAAUGAAAGUCAAUCGUGCGGUGUUUUUCUUGAAUCCCAGUGCUGUUCGGGACUCAAAUGUGUUGGUAUCAAACCGGGUGUUAGCGAUGAUGGAUCGGGUCGGUGCCAAAAAACAGUGCCUGCAAUCAGCAGCAAUGUAGGGUCAAUAGGACAGGUAGAUGAUGACGAUCAUUGUCAGCACCGUAUGGCACAAUGCGAUGAAAUGGCCACUUGUUGUCAGGGAUUACGUUGUGUGGAGUAUUGGGUCGAUGGCGUACAUGUUUGUGUAUAA
Oppia nitens is the source of this 555-nucleotide messenger RNA. RefSeq lists its product as uncharacterized. Lineage: Eukaryota; Metazoa; Arthropoda; Arachnida; Sarcoptiformes; Oppiidae. Bases 1 to 555 code for a protein of 184 amino acids. The transcript is spliced from 5 exons. The record is from RefSeq and is a predicted model, not a curated record.